This is a messenger RNA of Papaver somniferum (opium poppy), 1970 nucleotides long. RefSeq names its product protein GRAVITROPIC IN THE LIGHT 1-like. Gene Ontology annotation, biological process: response to red or far red light; negative gravitropism. Bases 411 to 1712 code for a protein of 433 amino acids. NCBI's taxonomy places the organism in Eukaryota, Viridiplantae, Streptophyta, Magnoliopsida, Ranunculales, Papaveraceae. The record is from RefSeq and is a predicted model, not a curated record. The transcript is spliced from 3 exons.
AACCUAGUGUUUGUUUAUGUUUUCCAGUAUUGCCAACGUCUGUUCAGUUGUCUCAGACAUUUUCUCUGUUUUACUUGUUCCCGCUCCCUCUCUCUCAUCACCUCCUCAAAACCCUUUUCACAUUCUCUCUCUAAACUGUUGAUUCUCAGAGAAACAGUAGAGGAAGUUAUUUAUAAUCAUCUCCUGUUGCUUCUUGUGAUCGAUCAAAGUCAUUCGAUCAGAAAAAAAAACCUCUCUUUUAUUUCCUAAAUAGCUAAUCAGACUAUUUCUUCAAAAAGAUUUGAAGUUACAGAGCUGGGGCCGGCAGAGGAGAAGUCGAGAGCAAGGGUUUAAGGGUUAAACGUCUCAAUUUCUUGAAUUCUACGUGAAAUGCUUUAGAAGAAACCAAGGAUAAAGUUGUAAUUUAAGAGAUGGAACAAGAAAGAGUUAAUCCUGCGCCGAAUGUUAGUGGCUUAGUUCGUUCGUUCACGAAGGCUAUUAAAUUCCGGGGGUCUGGGAUUAACCAGGAUGAUCGGAUUAAUAAGGUACGUAUGAAACUUUCAUCCGAAGAUGAAGAGAAAGCACGGAUUAAAGCUUCAAUGGAUGCUUUGUUAGCUAAGCUUUUCGCAAGUAUUUCUUCUAUUAAAGCUGCUUAUGCUCAGUUACAAGUAUAUCAGUCUCCGUAUGAUUCAGAAGGAAUUCAGUCAGUUGAUGAGAUUUUAAUCGAUGAGUUGAUACGUUUAUCGGAAAUGAAACAAAUCUUUUUGAAGAAACAGAUCGAUCCGUCUCCUCAGGUUACGAUAUUAUUGGCUGAGAUUCAAGAGCAACAGGGUUUAAUAAAGACUUACGAUAUUAUGAGGAGACAGUUAGAGACUCAGAUUAAGGUUAAGGAUUCUGAUAUUAAUUUUUUGAAGGAGAAACUUGAAGAAUCUGAAAAACUGAAUAGAUCUCUUGAAAAGAGAUUGAAAUCUAGCCGAGUAGCACUUUCUGUCUCUGAUGAUCUUCACUUUUCAGGGUUGAAUCCAAAUCAUUUUGUUACAGUUUUGAGACAAACAGUAAAAUCAGUUCGAAGUUUUGUCAAGCUAAUGAUUUGUGAAAUGAAAUCUUCAGGGUGGGAUUUAAGUGCCGCAGCUAAAUCUUUCGAGCCCGAUGUUGUUUACUCGAGAUCCAAUCAUGUUUGCUUUGCAUUCGAAGCUUUUGUUUGCCGAAUGAUGUUUGAUGGAUUCCAGUUUAGUAAUUUCUCACAUCCAAGUCGACAUAAGACUAGCAAGAAGCCUCAUCAGUUCUUCAAGCAAUUCAUAGAAACAAAAUCAAUGAAACCAAACGAAUUACUCAGUAAAUUUCCCAAGUUUGGGAAGUUCUGCCAUGAAAAGUACCUUGUUUUAGUACACCCAAAGAUGGAGUUGUCACUGUUUGGUGACUUAAAUCAGAGAAAUACUGUGAACACUGGUGGUUACCCGGACACUCGUUUCUUUACGGAGUUUAUUGAAAUGGCAAAAUGGGUGUGGGUUCUUCAUCGUUUAGCGUUUGCCUUCGAACCCGAAGCAAUGAUCUUUCAGAUGAGAAACAGAUGUAGAUUUUCUGAUGUUUAUAUGGAGAGUGUAGCUGAAGAUGCUUUCUUGAUGGAAGAUGGGUCUCUUAUAUUGGAUCCUCGAGUCGGGUUUACAGUUGUUCCUGGCUUUAAGAUUGGUAAAACAGUUAUACAUUGUCAGGUAUAUCCAUGUCCUGGGUGAAUGUAAACUUCUUUGAUUCAACUUAGAUGAUGAUUAUGAAUUGGUUGGUCAGCUGGUUAGUCAUCGGAAGGAAUGAAGUGGAUCCCAUGGAUGGUUCUUGUGAUAUAUGAUCUGUAAUUAAGCUUCUGUUGAUGAUGGGAGGUUGUAUUAGUUUUUGGGGGUUGACAGGAGAAAUACAUGUAGCAGCAGUUGGAUAAUUUUGAUAAUCUUAAAAAAAAGGAAAGAAUAUAUAUGAAUAGCUUCAUUUUGGUAUUGCCA